AUGAGCCAGGACACUCAGCCCUGGCGCGCCUGGUGGCAGGAGCAGCGAAGACGCAAUGAAGAGCUCGUGCGCGCCACGCAGGCGAUGACGAUGGCAUGGACCCUUCAAGUUGGCCACGGUCCUUCGUCGCCUUUGUGGACGCUGAGACCACGAAACGAACUGGAUCAAGCCCGACGCGGCGGAGCUGGCGGACUGGGUCGCUUUCUGCUGAAGGUCCGAAAGUCGCGGAAACGGCGGCUGCGUUGUGGUUCCGCGGAUGCCGAGCCCUGGCAUUUGGAGAUUUCGCUGCCCAGCGGCCGUUCAGGAUGUUUCCAGUGCUCCCCCGAGUCCACCGUGGGAGAACUGAAAGUCCGGGCACAGCAGUUUUUUCGACGUGGCUUUCUGAGGUUGUUUUCGAAAGAUCGAUGCCUCUCUCCAUGCGAAUCUCUGGCGGGUCUCCGCGACGAGCAUCUCACCGCCGCCGUGGCCAAGGUGAAGAUCGCCGCCAGUCUUGCCGCCUUUUCCAUUUGGUCUUUCAAUGGUCCAGUGGUGGUUUGGGGGAAUCCUCACAGCGGUGGAGAGAACUAUGACGUGGAGCAUUUGCUGCAGAAUGUGCAGCAGAUCAAAGCCGCUGAUACCGCCUUCGCCGCCAUCCUGGGCAAUGGAAGCGUGGUCACGUGGGGAGAUCCAACUUGGGGUGGUUUUAGCGAUGACGUUGUGCUUCAAAACGUGCGAUCGAUCAGUGGCUCCAGCACCUCCUUCGGUGCCGUCUUGCAGAAUGGUGGCGUGGUCACAUGGGGCGAAGGUCAAGAGGACAUCCAGGAGGUUCAAGAUGAGCUGCACGAUGUGCAAGAAAUUGUGGCCACCAGCACCGCCUUCUGUGCCCUCCGCUCUGACGGCAGCGUGGUUACCUGGGGCAACCGUGAAAUGGGCGGCGAAGUGACGCCACAGGUGCGGAGAAAGUUGCGGGAAGUUUGCCAAGUGAAAGCUUCGGGCGGCGCAUUCGCAGCCAUCCUGAAGAAUGGUUCAGUGGUCACCUGGGGACAUCCCAAGUACGGCGGGGACAGCGACAUCGUGGAGCAGUUGCGCAACGUUCAGCAGCUGUGCACCUCUCGCGCCGCCUUCGCCGCUGUGUGCGGCGAGACAAGUUCGGUGGUCACGUGGGGUGAUGCGCGGUUUGGUGGCGACAGCAGUAUGGUACAGCAUCAGCUAAGAAAUGUGAUGAAGAUCAAGGCGUCUCAGAAGGCCUUCGCGGCCAUUUUAAAGGAUUCGACAGUGGUCUGCUGGGGUGACGCAAAAUCAGGCGGCGAUUGCAGAUCUGUACAGUCCAAGCUGCAGGGCGUGCGACAGAUCCGUGCCUCGGGCGCAGCCUUCGCAGCACUCUUACAGAACGGAGAUGUUGUGACAUGGGGCAGUGCCACUUCGGGCGGAGACAGCAGUUCUGUGGCAGAUCAGCUGCAUCACAUCCAGCAGAUCAAGUCCUCCAGCGAUGCCUUCGUGGCGCUGCGUGACGAUGCGCAGCUGAUCUGUUGGGGCAAUCCCCGCUUCGGUGGGGAUGGGCCUUGUUGGAAUUCAGAUGAGCAACUGGAAGAGGAUGAGCGGACCAAGAGCUGUGGUGCCUGUGGCGUAGCGGAGAGAGCUGUUGUUUCAAGAGUCGCGAAAACCGUGGAGGCAUUGAUCUCAAAGGCUCCUCGGAGUGUCGGCAACUGUCAAUCCGCCGCAGACAUCUUCAGGAGAUCUUUGGAGACGUCGCCGUCGUCCGCCGAGAUUCACCUGCAUUUGGCAGAUGCCUUGAAUUGCAUCAUGCGCAUCGAGACCAAUGGCAACAUGUUGCUGAUAUCAGGUACCCAGGACACACCGGAAAAUAUCCGAAUCUGGAAGAAAGUUGGUCCUGAAGCCUGGGAACAUGCGAAUGAGGCUUUGAAGAGCAUGCCACGCAGCGCACGUGCUGCAUCCGUCUACGCCGACGCGUUCCAGUAUAUGAGUUCCGCCCAUGGCAUUUUGCGGCAAGCACUGACCGGCGGUGGACAGGAGUUCCUGCGCAACGCACGGCGCAUGCAAAAGCUUGGGCCACAGGAGGAAGGAGGAUUGGGCUUCAUCUUUGAGGGUUGCUUCUAUCUGGCCGCACCCUGGCCUGUGCGCGAUCCCUCGGUAGCUCUGCGUCUGAUGCAGAAAGCUCUGGCAGUGAAGAAGUCCAAGCGGAACUUUUAUUACAUGGGUUACUUGGCCGCGGUCUGUAAAGGAAGUCACCUGUGA
This is a messenger RNA of Cladocopium goreaui, 2235 nucleotides long. NCBI's taxonomy places the organism in Eukaryota, Dinophyceae, Suessiales, Symbiodiniaceae. The record is from the annotation of a GenBank genome assembly.